UUCGGUCCCGUUUCCCUCCAUGGUUUCUCCUUUGCCUGAGUAAGUUGGCGUUUGGUUCACUUCAUUAUACAGUCCCUAUUCACCCUCCAUUAAGGCAUCUCUCCGCUUUUGGGCUGAAUAAAUUCAACCAACACCCAGGAGGACAAACUUAAAGGGGAAGAUGGACAUGAAAAAGAGGAUCCACCUAGAACUGAGAAAUAGGGCACCAUCUGAUGUACGAGAACUAGUCCUUGACAACUGCCGGUCAAAUGAAGGAAAAAUUGAAGGUCUCACUGCAGAGUUUGUGAAUCUCAAAUUCCUCAGCCUAAUAAAUGUUGGCUUAAUGUCUGUUUCCAACCUUCCCAAGCUUGGUAAAUUAAAACAAUUGGAGCUCAGUGACAACAGAAUUUCAGGGGGACUCGAUGUCCUGGCAGAAAAACUUCCAAACCUCACACACCUCAACCUCAGCGGAAACAAACUCAAAGACAUCAGCACGUUGGAGCCUUUGAAAAAGCUAGACAAUCUGAAGAGCCUUGAUCUGUUCAACUGUGAGGUCACAAACCUGAAUGACUACCGGGAGAGCGUGUUCAAGCUGCUGCCCAAGCUCACGUACCUGGAUGGAUACGACACGGAGGACCGGGAGGCGUCCGACUCGGACGGGGACCUGGAUGGAGAUGGAGUAGACUAUGAGGAUGAUGAAGGAGAGGAUGAAGAGGAUGAUGAAGAUGGAGAGGAGGAUUUUGAUGAAGAGGAUGAUGACGAAGAUGACGAGGAGGUAGACGGGGAAGAGGAUGAUGAUGUCAGUGGAGAGGAUGAAGAAGAAGACAUUGUCCGGGUUGGAGCAGCUGAUGCUGCUGAUGAUGAUGAUGAUGACGACGACGAUGAUGAUGAUGAAGAUGAGGAGGAGGAGGAAGGAGCGAGAGGUGAGAAGAGGAAGCGUGAGGCAGACGACGAAGAUGAUGAAGAUGACGAUUAAGAGCAGACGUCCCAGUCAGUUACCCUUUCGCUCCUCCUGUUUGUCCCACCUCGGCAUGGGGUCUGUGCUCCUUUGAAAGACUAGAUUGUACCGGCUGGAGUGGCCGCGUUGAAGUGGGGUACGCAGUCAAGAACGGCGAGCCAGUGUUUCAAACGGAGCUCCUCACAGCAUUCCGCAACUACACCGUCAACUCUUUGUAAGCUCACGCGAGGACUUUGGGGACUGUUUUUUGGGGUCUGUGCUUUUAAUAAUUUGUUGGAGGAUUUGUUUUGUUGUUGUUGUUCUGUUGCUCGUUUUAUUUUUAUUUUUCGUUUGUUUCGAAUAAGUUUAUUUUUCAUUUUCCUUUUUUUUUUUGCUAUAGCAACAAAGUGGGUUGGGUCAGCCGCAACUUUUGUGUGGCCGCCCGUUGUACUCAUCAAGGUUGUAGCUAUAUUUUUACUUUCUGUCAAAAAAAAAACAAACAAAAAAAAAAAACUUUGUAAAUAAAUUCUUAACAUUA
Molecule: messenger RNA, 1454 nt
Organism: Anguilla rostrata (American eel)
Lineage: Eukaryota; Metazoa; Chordata; Actinopteri; Anguilliformes; Anguillidae
Product: acidic leucine-rich nuclear phosphoprotein 32 family member B-like
Exons: 7
Coding region: 161-955 (264 amino acids)
Biological process (GO): regulation of apoptotic process
Cellular component (GO): nucleus
Molecular function (GO): histone binding
Source: RefSeq, a predicted model, not a curated record